This is a messenger RNA of Zeugodacus cucurbitae (melon fly), 2194 nucleotides long. RefSeq names its product chitooligosaccharidolytic beta-N-acetylglucosaminidase. The transcript has 3 exons. Gene Ontology annotation, molecular function: beta-N-acetylhexosaminidase activity. Gene Ontology annotation, biological process: carbohydrate metabolic process; ganglioside catabolic process; glycosaminoglycan metabolic process. The coding region runs from base 74 to 1891 and encodes 605 amino acids. Gene Ontology annotation, cellular component: membrane. NCBI's taxonomy places the organism in Eukaryota, Metazoa, Arthropoda, Insecta, Diptera, Tephritidae. The record is from RefSeq and is a predicted model, not a curated record.
GUUAUCAAUUUAGUGACCAGUCAGACAUCGGAGAGUUUGGUUGUCGGGAAUCGUGUGAAAAAUUGCACCCGAAAUGAAACAAAAUUUUAUUAUAAUAAAAGUGUGUUUAUUAGCGAGCAUUUAUCUGAAUUUCGGUUCGUUCGUUGGAGGCGAAGACCACAAUGCUGUGUACGGUUACGAAUGUCAGGAGAGCAGAUGUGCAAGAGUCGAACUUACGGAGAGCAAUAUAAAGAACGCUAUCAGUUUAUCGGUGUGUCGUUUGCUCUGCGGAGACGAAAAGGUGGCCACGGUUUGGCCAAAACCAACCGGAGUUGUACGCACUGGAAAUUUCAUUCAACACAUAGAUGUCAACACCAUCACGUUUGAAUUUCCCAAACUCACCAAACAACAACCGCUAUGGGAAGCGAGUAAAGAUAGAUUUGUGCAGCAAUUGAAGGCACAAGAGAUCGGCGUUGUGAAGGCCGGUGGCUCCCAGUUGACGCUGAUUGUUGAGCUGUCUACGGAUAUCGAUGAGCUACCCCGCUUAACGCUGGACACUGAUGAAAGCUACAAACUGUCGAUCUCUUUAGCAAAAGAUAAUGCCAGCAUUGCAAAAAUCCAUAGUAAUACCUAUUUUGGGGCACGCCAUGGUUUGGAAACACUUUCACAGCUAAUUGUGUAUGAUGAUAUCCGACAUGAACAUCAAUUGUUGACCGAGGUAGAAAUUGUGGAUGCACCAGUCUAUAAAUGGCGAGGCAUAUUAUUGGAUACAUCGAGACAUUUCUAUUCUGUGGAUUCCCUAAAACGUACUCUAGAUGCAUUGGCGAUGGUUAAACUAAACACUUUUCAUUGGCACAUCACAGAUUCUCAAAGUUUUCCACUGGAAAUCAAAUCCCAUCCGGAACUUCAUAAACUCGGUGCUUAUUCACCGAAUAAGGUUUAUACACAUGAUCAAAUAUCUGAAAUUGUACAGUACGGACUGGUUCGAGGCAUCCGCGUAAUGCCGGAGUUUGAUGCUCCUGCCCACGUUAGUGAAGGUUGGCAACAUAAAGGUGUGAUUGCGUGUGCAAAUUUUCAACCUUGGAGAAGUUAUUGUGGAGAGCCACCUUGUGGACAAUUCGACCCCACUGCAGAACAGUUAUAUCCCAUACUAGAAGACAUCUAUCGUGAAAUAUUUCAAUUAUUUUCUCCAGAUGUUUUCCAUAUGGGCGGUGAUGAAGUACUGUCCAAAUGUUGGAAUUCGAGUGAAGCUAUCCGUAAUUGGAUGUUGUUAAAAGGUUGGAAUUUGGAAGAGGACGAUUUCCAUCGUCUUUGGGGUUAUUUCCAAGAAAAAGCACUGGAAAGAGUUGAUAGUGUUUCUAACGCUACUAAACCUUUGAUUGUACUAUGGACCAGUAGUCUGACGAAAGAGCCUUAUAUUGAUGAAUACUUGGACAAAUAUAGAUACAUUAUACAAAUCUGGACACGCGGCAGUAGUACCGACAUUUUACCUAUCUUAAAGCGUGGUUACCGUGUUAUUAUUUCCAACAAUGAUGCUCUAUAUUUCGACUGUGGCGGCCCUAGUUGGGUUGGUAGCGGAAACAAUUGGUGUUCACCGUACAUUGGUUGGCAGAAAGUUUACGACAAUAAUUUGGACGAAAUUGCCGGGGAUUACAAAAGUCAGGUUUUGGGAGCAGAAGCAGCAAUUUGGUCGGAGCAAAUCGAUGAAUUCACGCUAGACUAUCGGUUAUGGCCACGCUCAAGUGCUUUAGCAGAGCGGUUGUGGUCGAACCCUGGUGCAGGUUGGCGCAAUGCCGAAUCCCGUAUAUUACUACAGCGCGAACGGUUAGUUGCGAAUGGAGUCCAUGCAGAGGCGCUGCAACCAGAGUGGUGUUUACAGAAUGAAAAUGAAUGCCCCGUAAAUAAGAGUUGAAUGAACAUAAAUAUAUAUGAGCUUUAAAAUGCUACUUAAAACUUCAAAUGCAAUGUCUCGGAUUCAAUAUAAUUUUACGGUAGAAUAUAUAAACUAAAAUGCUAUAACUAACGCAUUAUAUAUUGUCAUUCUACGGUAAAUUACAUAUAAUGUAACCAAUAGGUGAUCAUACUCAAAUAAAUAUGUAUGUGAAACUGUUUGAAAUUAUCUCAUUAUCCCGAAGUUGAAUUUUUAUAAAGCUCUGUUUGAAGCAGUUGUGAAUUUAUGAAAAAUACCAAUAAAUUAUAAUUUGCCAACAUUAAA